This is a messenger RNA of Iphiclides podalirius (scarce swallowtail), 1221 nucleotides long. The record is from the annotation of a GenBank genome assembly. NCBI's taxonomy places the organism in Eukaryota, Metazoa, Arthropoda, Insecta, Lepidoptera, Papilionidae.
AUGAGUGAUGUUUGCGAGCGUCCUAAGGAGAGGAGGCCUUUGCGGCGUAUGAGGUCGAUAUAUCAGGUCCAUUACGGCCUUAAGCCGAGCGGUGACGAGAUGACCGCCAAGCCGUUGCCAAUGCCAACCGACCCGCUGGAGGUGCAGGCCUACUCGCUGCAGGUGGCCGGCCACCAGACAACCAACGGUGCCAAGUAUUUAGGUCUGCUGCAGUGCAGCAACGGCAGGAUCCUGAAGCCCAUCCUCAAGGAGUCGCAGAGGCGCGAGGUGGACUUCUACGAGCACCUGGCCGCAUCCAAACACCCCGACCUGGUGGAGCUGCGCAAGUUCACCCCAGAAUACUUCGGCGUGAAGAAGUUCACGUACAACGGCCACGAGCAGGAGUACAUAAUGCUGGAAGACCUGACCGAGAGGAUGCUGGAGCCUUGCAUAAUGGAUGUUAAGAUUGGCAAGAGAACGUGGGACGAUUCCGCCACCGCCGAGAAGAUAAAGAACGAGGAGAGCAAGUACCGGGCCUGUAAGCAGGAGUUCGGCUUCUGCAUCCCCGGCUACCAGGUGUUCAAGCUGUCGACGGGGAAGCUGCAGAAGUUCAACAAAGACCACGGCAAGAAGCUGCACGGGCACAUGGUCAUUGCCGCGCUGCGCAACUUCCUGAACGCGGCGGGCGGCGGGCUGUGCCGGGCGCUGGUGCUGCAGCAGCUGGCCGCGCUGUGGGCGCUGCAGCGCUGGGCCUCCAGGCCGCGCCCGCUGCGCCUCGUGGCCUCCUCGCUGCUGCUCGUCUACGACGCCGCGCGCCUCAGGGCCUGCUGCCCGCCGAGGGGCGAACGCGCGGCGCUGGAAGCGGGCGGGCCGCGGCCGCUGCGGCGCAAGUCGAUCCACUCGACGCACAACCCCCGCUCGGGGCCGCAGCAGCCGCCGUCGCCCUCCUCCCCCUCGCCGUGGAGCGCAGCGCUGGAGCGGCUCAAGCACAGCCACUCGUUCGAGCACAACUACGAGGACAAGCUGUCCAAGAUCCGCAUGAACUACCGCGCGCAGCUGGACCAGCUGGCCAGCGAGGGGCCCCGCCCCGACCCCUGGGGCUCCGUGCGGCUCAUCGACUUCGCGCACGCCUCCUUCGGCGACGAGGCGCCCCCCACCGUGGACCUCAACUUCAAGCGCGGCCUGGACGGGCUCGUCGCCCUCUUCGAGGCGCUGCUCAAGGAGACCGACGACCAGGUCUUC